GGUCGCCGGCUCGCGCUGUCCUUGCGGACGCGGUGCGGACGGCGCAGAGCCGAGGCGCGCUUGGGAGCGAACGGCCGUGUUCCGAGGAGAGCGGAGGCCGUGGGCUCCUCAGUAUGUUGUGUCGGGCGGCGUGCAGCGCGGGCAGGAGGCUGGCCCCGGCGGCGGGUGCCGCGGGCUGCCGCCGGCACAAGCACAGCCUUCCCGACCUGCCUUACGACUACGGCGCGCUGGAGCCGCACAUCAACGCGCAGAUCAUGCAGCUGCACCACAGCAAGCACCACGCGGCCUACGUGAACAACCUGAACGUCACCGAGGAGAAGUACCGCGAGGCCCUGGCCAAGGGAGAUGUUACGACUCAGGUUGCCCUUCAGCCUGCACUGAAGUUCAAUGGUGGGGGACAUAUUAAUCAUAGCAUUUUCUGGACAAACCUGAGCCCUAAAGGAGGUGGAGAACCCAAAGGAGAGUUGCUGGAGGCUAUCAAACGUGACUUUGGGUCUUUUGAGAAGUUCAAGGAGAAGCUGACAGCUGUGUCUGUUGGAGUUCAAGGUUCAGGCUGGGGCUGGCUUGGCUUCAACAAGGAGCAGGGUCGCCUACAGAUUGCUGCCUGCUCUAACCAGGACCCAUUGGAAGGAACCACAGGCCUUAUUCCACUGCUGGGGAUUGAUGUGUGGGAACAUGCUUAUUACCUUCAGUAUAAAAACGUCAGACCUGAUUAUCUGAAAGCUAUCUGGAAUGUGAUCAACUGGGAGAAUGUCACUGAAAGAUACACAGCUUGCAAGAAGUAAAGCCUUAUCAUCAUAUUGAGUAUGUUAGGCCUCGAUGGCUAUUUUUGUAGUAGUAUAGAGUACUGCAGUAACUAUGACUGCUUUAUUGUAACACUUAUUGAUGUGCAUCUACAUAUUUGAUGAACAUAAUUUCUUUCUUUUAAUUAAAUUUAUUAUUAGGCAA
Molecule: messenger RNA, 948 nt
Organism: Peromyscus eremicus (cactus mouse)
Lineage: Eukaryota; Metazoa; Chordata; Mammalia; Rodentia; Cricetidae
Gene: Sod2
Product: superoxide dismutase 2
Exons: 5
Coding region: 114-785 (223 amino acids)
Biological process (GO): superoxide metabolic process
Cellular component (GO): mitochondrion
Molecular function (GO): metal ion binding; superoxide dismutase activity
Source: RefSeq, a predicted model, not a curated record